This is a messenger RNA of Peromyscus eremicus (cactus mouse), 751 nucleotides long. RefSeq lists its product as uncharacterized. The coding region runs from base 190 to 660 and encodes 156 amino acids. The transcript has 2 exons. The record is from RefSeq and is a predicted model, not a curated record. NCBI's taxonomy places the organism in Eukaryota, Metazoa, Chordata, Mammalia, Rodentia, Cricetidae.
GUAGGUUCUUGUGGUUGCCAUGGUGAUGCCUGUAAACAAAUUUGGAUCAUCACAGGUCACUUGUGACCAGUAACCAGUAAGUGCUGUCUGAUACUGGACACACUUGUGACUCAGGUCAGCUGAUCAGACAAGGACAACCAAUUCUCUUGCUCAAUUGUACUGUAGAUUGCUGAUACUCUCCCUCUGACCAUGGCAGAAAAUUUCCAAUGUGCACCUUUCUUUGGGACAGAAUGUGCUCUGCAGCCCCCUGUGCCUGUGCUGAGGAAUGCCAUGCCCUUAGUAGGAAGUUUGUGCAACUUCUCCAGGGUCUCCACCCCAGCUCUGAGUUCAGCAUGGCUCCUGCCAUCAGACUCCAGCACUUGUUCCCAGCAGCUCAUGGACAGUGCCUACUCUUACUUACCAGCCUGCACAACCAUGGUGACUGCGCUGACUGACCAGGGCCAGAGUUCUGCCUCAGCACUCUCCUAUCCAGGUGUUCUCCAGUGGGAUCCCAUGGGAAGCACUGACAGGAGGGGAGCUGCACUCCAGGACUUCACUGUAACUGUCAUUGACCAGAAUACCACAUUCUCCUCCUUGUCUAUGACAGCCCAGGGUGAUAAUAUUUUAGAUCCCAUUGCCUUAUACCUUUCUUAUCCAACACUGUCUGUCAGCCUUGUUUAGGCCACACCACCACAGGUGUCAAAUCAAGGAUACAGCCUGGCUCCUUCCUACCGGGAGGGCAGCCAGGUCUAUUACAAUGACGUCAAUACUC